AUGGUAAAAAAGAUAUAGGCUGAACGACUUCUUAAAGAUUCUGAAAAAUUCAAAGACAUGCCUUUAACCUUCCAAAAAAUCCAAGACUCAGGCCUAAUGAGCUCUCUCUAUGAUAUAAUUUCUGCAGCUCAUGACCAGCUAAAAGAAAACCAGGACUCUCAAGAUUUAUUUAAAGUAAUUGCAAGUAUGCUAGUAGACGAAGUUUGGAUUUCUAAAGAAAAAGCUAGGAUUGCGUCAAGGCAGUCCACGCCUAGAGAAGAAAUGGCGGCAGUGCAGCAUUUUCCAAAUGAAGAAACCCAGCAAAUGUCUAUGCCAUUACAUAGUGUAACUUCUGCAAGGAGUCAUCAAAGCAUGAAAAGUUCAAUCUCACAACAAAGUUUGAGGACUUUGGGAAAGGAAGAAUUAAAUGUAAGAAAAAAUUAGUCAGAGUUCUCUUAUGGGAGAGGGUAUUCUUUUGGAACUGACCCGAAAUCUAAGCCAAUUACCACAGCGAUACCCGGACCUGGGACUUAUAACCCGAAGCCAAGUAAUAGGGCAAGCUCUCCUAGGGUUUCUAUGGGGAAAUCAGCCAGGCCUGAGCAUUUUGUAAAGGAAACUUCGCCAGGAAAUCUAUAUACGCCAAAAUAUCACUAUUUAUCAAGAUAA
Messenger RNA from Blepharisma stoltei, 645 nucleotides. The record is from the annotation of a GenBank genome assembly. Lineage: Eukaryota; Ciliophora; Heterotrichea; Heterotrichida; Blepharismidae.